Molecule: messenger RNA, 828 nt
Organism: Podospora anserina S mat+
Lineage: Eukaryota; Fungi; Ascomycota; Sordariomycetes; Sordariales; Podosporaceae
Exons: 2
Coding region: 1-828 (275 amino acids)
Biological process (GO): thiamine diphosphate biosynthetic process; thiamine metabolic process
Molecular function (GO): ATP binding; thiamine binding; thiamine diphosphokinase activity
Source: RefSeq, a predicted model, not a curated record
AUGGCUGCAUGCAUUCCCCAGCAAAAGAAGGCUUCGCCCAUCAUCGAAUGGAACCCUACAGAUAUCUUCCGCCCUCCAUCCAGUAACGCACCUCCCGACUACGCCCUUCUCAUCCUCAACCAGCCCAUCCACAAUCAUGUCGGCAUGAUCAAGAGACUAUGGAAUAAUGCCAUCUUUCAUAUAGCCGCCGACGGUGCCGCCAACUGCCUCCACGAUGCGGCCGGCAUUCAUUCCGACCCCUCCUUUGACGACCUCGACGUUAUCAUCGGUGACCUGGAUUCCAUCAGCCAAGUGGCGCGCACCUACUACGAGACCCCUCCAAGACGCACCAACGUGAUAUACUACCGCGAUGACUACUCGACCGAUUUCGCCAAAGCAGUUGAGCACACCCGCGCGAAAUAUCGUCCCUCUCUCAAGGGGAAGGACAUCGUCGUUGUUGGCAGCCUCGGGGGCAGAGUUGACCACGGCAUAUCCCAGCUUCACCACUUAUAUCUGUUUCAGCGGGACCCCGACUAUAACGAAGGCAAGAUGUACUUCUUCAGCGGCGAGUCUUUGACCUUCAUGCUCAAAGCAGGCAGAAAGCACGUCAUCCGGGUGAGGGACGGUCCGGCAGGGGAGAAGGACGUGUUCGCAAAGUGGGUAGGCAUUCUGCCUAUGAAAGAGCCGAGCUACAUCACGACCAAGGGCCUGGAAUGGGACGUAACGGACUGGCCGACGGAAUUUGGGGGGCAGAUGAGCACCAGCAACCACAUCCUGCCCGAGACCCAAGUCAUCGAGGUAGAAGCAACUAAGGAUGUGCUAUUUACUAUGUCGCUGAGGGAAAACUAG